UCCAAACCAAGUUUGUUAAAGUACCCACGUGACACUGUCAGAGCUUUGUGUGUUGAAUGCUAUUUGAAGACAGAAGCGCAGAGGAUCUAGGGGUGGGGGAAAGCCAACAGUGAAGAGAUCAUGAAGCUCCCAAAUUUAGGCUUCUGCUGCUUCUUCUUCUUCUUCUUCAUCUUGUUUGCGUUCCAAACAGCUUCUCCCACAUUCCCGGAAGCCUCCACCAUACCACUGCCUAACUGCUUUGCCUUUUUCUUGUUCGGAGAUUCCUAUGUCGACGCCGGAAAUAACAACUACAUCAACACCACUGCUGACUUUCAGGCCAACUUUCCGCCCUACGGCGAAACCUUCUUCCACCUCCCCACCGGCAGGUUUACCGAUGGCCGUACUAUUCCAGAUUUUUUAGCCGAGUAUGCAGGCUUGCCUUUGAUUCCGCCAUAUUUAGAUCCUCACAACGAUUUCUAUGACAACGGCGUGAAUUUUGCAUCGAGUGGAAGUGGUGCUUUAGCUGAGAGUCACGAGGGAUCGGCCAUAGGACUUCAAACUCAGAUGAAGUUUUUCAAAAACGUGAUGAAAUCACUACGAAAGAAGCUGGGGAAUGCCUCAGCUCAAACCCUCAUCUCAAACUCGGUUUUUCUCUUCAACUUUGGAGGAAAUGAUUAUCUAAAUCCUUUCGACAUAAGUUACGACAUAUUUAACACCUCAAGCGCUCAAGAACAGUUCGUGAAUAUGGUGGUAGGAAAUAUAACGAUAGCGCUUAAGGAAGUAUACAAGUACGGAGGAAGGAAAUUUGGGUUUAUGACAGUGCCUCCGUUAGGUCAUAUGCCAAGUUCGAGAAUAAAAAGGAGUGUCCAAUUUUUCGAAGAGGCUUCUUCAAUAACAAGGCUACACAACCAGGUUCUUCCCGAUGCCUUACAAAAACUUGGCAUCCAACUCGAAGGAUUUAAAUACGCUUUUGCAGAUACCCACACUCUACUUCUUCAAAGAAUUUUAAAUCCUAUCAAAUACGGUUUCAAGGUAGCGGAGACAGCAUGUUGUGGGAGCGGGGCGUUCAGAGGGUUUUAUAAUUGUGGAAGAAACGUUGAAGGUUUACCAUUUACGCAUUGUGACAAUCUGGAAGAUUAUAUAUUCUUUGAUUCCUUUCAUCCUACUGAAAAACUGUUCAAGCAGCUCGCGGAACUUAUAUGGAGCGGAGAUGCUCAAAUUGUUAAGCCUUACAACUUCAAACAACUCUUUGAGUAUGAUUCAAUGUUGGCUUCUUAUUGAGAUUCUUAUGAUGACUUGUCUUUCUGUCUAGUCCCAAUGCUUGAGAUUGUCUAGUCGAAUAAAGACGUUUCUUUUAGGA
Cucurbita pepo subsp. pepo (vegetable marrow) is the source of this 1339-nucleotide messenger RNA. Its product is annotated as GDSL lipase. The record is from RefSeq and is a predicted model, not a curated record. Gene Ontology annotation, molecular function: lipase activity. Lineage: Eukaryota; Viridiplantae; Streptophyta; Magnoliopsida; Cucurbitales; Cucurbitaceae.